AUGGUCGACUUCCCGUCCUCUGGCCCCGACAUCCACAUUGCACCGAGCCCAUCUGCCCUCGACCUCGCCCAGCAGCGGUCGACAUAUCUCCCCUUCCGCCGCAUCUCUCUACCUUCUGCACCCAAUCUCAUCCACCGCCAGUCGAUUGUUUCAACCGCUUCGUUCGACUCCCUCCCCGAACCCCGUCCCCUGCUUGGGCCCGUGCCCGUGACUCCAGUCGUCAUUCGGAAUGCUGUCCACGGGCCUAAGUCACGUCCCUCAACCUCCCAGCUGGAUCCGGUGCGCCGAGGAGUACGCAGGAGGGAGAGUCGAGUCAUCGACGACCAGCGCGAGGCGAAGCGGCGCAAGGUCAUCACCGAGUUCUACGAGACGGAGAGGUCCUACCUCGACGGGCUCGAGCUCAUCCACUCGCACUUCCUCACUCCCAUCAUUGCCUCGCUCGACGGCUCCCAGCCGCUGCUCACCCGUGCGGAACUCACCUCCAUCUUCUCCAACUUCAUCGACAUCUGGAAUUUACACCGCUCCUUCUACGCUGCUCUCACCGACUUCCUCAAUGCAUCCGCCGACACUCGUGCUCACUAUGCUCCUCCCCCGCUAUCACCUGUGCUUCUGGCCCACUUCCCCUACCUUUCGCUGUACACACCCUUCGUCAGCUCCUUCUCUGAUGCGCUUGCGUCAUAUGCAGCUCUGUUGCGAAAUAACUCGGCAUUCUCUGCGUUCAUUGCGGAGAAGGAGGCGGAUCCGAAGUGCGGGAGACUCAAGUUUAGGGACUGGUUGUUGACCAUCGUUCAACGGUGUCCACGGUAUCUGCUUCUCCUUAAGGACAUGAUCAGCUGCACCGAUCAAGAAGAUCCGGAGUAUCAGUCGUUGACGGCGGUGCAUACACUUGUGUCGAAGAUCACCAUGUCUCUGAACACAUCAUUGCAUACCCACGCCCAGACCCUUUCGCUUCUGGCUCUCCAACGCAACACCUCGAACCUCCCCUUCCAGCUCAUCUCCCCCGGCCGUACCUUCCUCCGGCGCGCUCCUCUUCUCCAGCUCGAAGGCUCGUCUCCGCGCGAGCGCGAAUUCCUCCUCUUUUCCGACUGCCUCAUUUGGCUUUCCAGCGCCGACGGCGAAGGCUUCUCCGACAAAUGGGCUGCGCUCUCCACUUCACCCACCGUCGAUGUGUUCAAUCUGGCGACUGGCAACGACCGCCCCCGCUCGCGCACUCGUAGUGAUGUGCACCACGAAGCAGACGCCAUGCGCCGCCGACAGUCCAUUCUUCAACUGAAGCUGAAUGGCAGCCCACGGAAGAAGCGGCAAGCCAGUACCGGCGUCGACGAGCGCUGGGUUUACCGAGGUCAUGUCGAGCUCGUCGACAUUGAAGUCGUGGUCAGCACGACCUGUGCUGGGGACGGACUUGAGUAUGGUUUCGACUUGUUGAGCCCGCAUCGGUCGUUCGCGGUGUACGGAGCGAACGAGGAAGAGCGAGAUGAGUGGGUGACCGCGAUCCGGAAUGCAAAGGCGUCGUUGCUCGUGUCGUUGAGCGUGAUGCAGCUCAACUCGACGUUGACGUCGUCGGCAUCGACAAACCACCUACGGAGAACACUACAGGCCUUGCCGUAUGCGCCUGAGGAUGACACCAAGCCGAAGCGAGGCAGGGUUGAGCACUUCGUGCCCGCGGUUUGGGUUCCAGAUGGGAAGACAGAGAGCUGCAUGCGGUGUGGGAGGACCUUUGGAUGGAGGAGACGGAGGCAUCACUGUCGCCUUUGCGGGCGUUGCGUGUGUGGCGGCUGCUCGGGCAAGACGUUCUUCAUUGUCGACUCAGACAAAGACUCAAAGUCUGCCCGCGCGUGCGACUCGUGCUAUGACACCGUCUUCCCCCUCGUUGAGCAGCCUUCGGAACCCCAUGUAAUCGUCACCGCUGGGACCAUGCACGGCCACUUCACACUCUCCGGCCUCAAGUCCAUGCCUUGUCUCCUGCUGGCCGCUGAAGGCGGCGGCGUGUCUCACUCCGCGUCGGCACUCAUGGCCAUCGACCUCGACCGAUCGUUCCCCAGAUACGAUGAGGACGACGAGCUCGAGCCCGAUGGCGACGCCCCCCUUUCCCCGCCGGCCGUUCCGGUGCGCAUGAAGUCCGCUGCAAGGCCGAAGAGCUACAUCCAGAUCUUGGAAGACUUCCAGGAGCGUGCAGGCUCCCCGACCCGCUCACCACGUGCCUCGCGGUUCAGCACCCACUCCGUAUUGGACGAGACCCACGGUGUGCCGGACGAGCGUGAAGAGGAUGCGCUGGCGGCAUCCAUGGGCGGCGAAACCCUCGCAGCGUCGAUGGGUGGGGAGACGCUUGAGAAGGAGAAGGAGAAGGAGAACACCGCCCGCAGGAACAAGCGUUUCUCGCUCCCCGCCGUCGCGCUGCAAACGAACCCGGUCACGGCGCGCCCCGCCGCACAAGGGCGCGGGCACGGGCACGGCUCGAGCAUGCACAACCGAUUCUCUCUCGUCCUCGGCAAAGGCGACUUGGCCCACUCAGCCUCGCACAUGCGCGUGCGUGUGGAAAGUCCGAAGAGGCACAGUAUCGCGGCGGGGCGGUUGUCAGAGCUCUUGGGGCGCGUGGGCAAGGAUUAG
Epithele typhae is the source of this 2607-nucleotide messenger RNA. RefSeq lists its product as uncharacterized. NCBI's taxonomy places the organism in Eukaryota, Fungi, Basidiomycota, Agaricomycetes, Polyporales, Epitheliaceae. The transcript is spliced from 6 exons. Gene Ontology annotation, molecular function: guanyl-nucleotide exchange factor activity; metal ion binding. The coding region runs from base 1 to 2607 and encodes 868 amino acids. The record is from RefSeq and is a predicted model, not a curated record.